UGACUCCUCCUUCUGGAGGCACACCCAAGGGAGGUGUGAAUUCACAAAGUUACAAAGUUAACUUUGGCACUUGGCCACUGAAGGACUUGGCACUGAAGGACUGAGGGGUCAGUGCAUCCAGGCUUUUCUGAGCUCCUGAGAAAGGUAGGGCUUGAUCGUCAAGGCAAAAAUAAAAAAGUAUGGGAUAUAAUUUUUAAAAAAGAAUAAAGAGUUGGAGCAGGGGAUCUGAGCUUUGGGCUCUCAUGAGUUGCUUAAACUUUCCCAGCCCCAUAUUCCUCACCUGUCAAAUGAGGGGUUCGGACUCGAUUCCAUGGAGGUGCCCUCUCUGCACAUCUCUGCUUUUGCUUUGUUUUAUCCAUCCCGAUCCUCGUGUUCUACAAGCUCCCCAAGACACCUGCUCCCUCCUGCCUGAACCUGGGAGUCAUUCGCCUUCGCUGCCGGGGAACAGACCCGCUUACAAUUACCACCGUGACUCAUCAGCCGAAAGCUCCGUCUUCGAAGUCCCAUCCUCUCUGUGCCUCGGAAGAGCUCCGUCCGGCUCAGCACCAGGUGGUGACCUCCCUGUGAUACUGAUGAGGAACAUGGCGGGCCAGUCAUUUCCUAAUGUGGCAGUUUUCCAUAUGAGUCUGUUCUUCCUCUUCCAAGGAACCCAGGGCAGUAACCACAAAGAUGAGUUCAGGUUCUGUGGGCAAAGGAACCAGACCCAUUUGAGCAGCUUGAAAUACAUUCAAAACCAUUCUCACCACAUUGUCAUUGAGAAUACAGAGCAAUCCUUAACAAUCAAGGCUCCGUUUCCUACCAAAGACUCCCAGUCCUGGAACUUCCCUUUUCCCCGAGGCCCGUAUCAUUUUUGCCUCUACUGGCUUCCAAAUGCCGAGAAGCUCCAACUCACUUAUGGCAAGACCACUUAUGAGCUGAGUGACCAGGCCCGCCAGUUCCUGUGCUUCAGCCGCCUGGAGGUUGCAGACUCAGGGCAGGAGCCCUUAUUGCUCAACCCUUCCUACAGCUCUUGGAGAAAACCACAAAACACCAGCCUUCUGAGUAGCCAUCAAUACACCUUCCACUUCCAUGAUCCCUCUGGUGAUGUCUUUUCUCACAAUGGGUCAGUGGACAUGUGCGACCUGAAACGAGAACUACAGUCACUUAGCGUGCUCUUGAGCAACCCUGGAAAAGCCGGCAGGAAACCGAUCUCCAACAGCAAACAUCUCCAGAACUUAGAAUCAAAGUUGGUGGGCGUACAUUUCAAUGGGGAUAAGGCUUCCUUCGAGGAGGAGAAGAUCAAUGUCACUGUGUGGAAACUGAGGCCAGAAGUGAAGGAUCUGCACAUCCAUUCCAAAGUGAAGGUGGAGCAGAACAUGGUGCAAAAGUACUCCGUGAAGCUGCCCAGUGCCCUCUUCACAAAGGCCAAAGGCAGGCGAGGAGAAGCCAACAAGAGGCUCCUUCUCGUGGAUUUUAGCAGCCAGGCCCUAUUCCAGGAUAAAAACUCCAGCCAAGUCCUCGGGGGGAAAGUCCUGGGUAUUGUUGUACAGAACACCAAGGUGUCCAACCUUCAGGAGCCCGUGGUCCUUACCUUCUGGCACCAGCCACAACCGAAGAACAUGACUCUACAGUGUGUGUUCUGGGAAGACAACUUAAAAUCUGGAAGCCCAGGGAGUUGGAGUGAUUUUGGCUGCAAAACCAAGGUGGGGGAGACAAACACUUCCUGUUUCUGCAACCAUCUGACUUACUUUGCUGUACUGAUGGUCCCCUCUGUGGAGAUGGAUGUCGUCCACAAGCACUAUCUCACUCUGCUUUCCUACAUCGGCUGUGUCAUCUCAGCCUUGGCCUGCAUCCUGACGAUUGCCAUUUACCUAUUCUCCCGGAGAAAGCAGAGAGACUACACCAUCAAAGUCCACAUGAACCUCCUGCUCUCUGUCUUCUUCCUGGACCUGAGCUUUCUACUCAGUGAACCUGUGGCUCUCCUGGAGAAUGAGGUGGGCUGUCAGGUCAGCGCCAUCUUCCUGCACUUCUCUCUGCUGGCCUGCCUCACAUGGAUGGGCAUCGAAGGCUAUAAUCUCUAUCGACUGGUGGUGGAAGUCUUCAGCACCUAUGUCUAUGGCUACUUGGUCAAGCUGUGCCUCGUGGGCUGGGGGCUCCCUCUCUUUUUGGUGACAGUGACAGCAUUGGUGGAUGGGGAGAACUACGGCUCCAUCAUACUCACCGUCCAGAAGUCAUCUGAAGAUAUUAUCUACCCUUCCAUGUGCUGGAUCAGGGACCCUAUCGUCAGCUACAUCAUGAACCUGGGCUACUUCUGCCUGGUGUUUCUGUUUAAUGCCGUGAUGCUGGGCACCAUGACAGUGCAGAUACUGCGGCUGAACCAACGUGGCCAGAAGUGGCAGCAUGCUCUCACCCUGCUGGGGCUCAGCCUGGUCCUGGGCAUCCCUUGGGCUUUGGUCUUUUUUUCCUUCACCUCUGGCAUGUUCCAGUUGGUUGUGCUUUAUCUUUUCAGCAUUAUCACCUCCUUCCAAGGAUUCCUGAUCUUCCUCUGGUACUGGUCCAUGAAGCUCCAGGCCAGGGGCCCCUCCCCUUUGAAGAGCACCUCGGACAGUGUCAAGUUACCCAUCAAUUCUGGGAGCACUUCUGGCAGCCGCAUCUAGGCACUGAGGGGUCCUACAUGCCCACCCUAGAGAAGGGAAGAGGAGAAAAGGCGAAAACCAGUUUUCCCUGCCCCUCUUUCCUCCUUCUCCCACCUCUCACUGCCCUUGGUUCAUGUGUGGACUUUCUCAGUCUCUUUCACUGGACUUCUCCUUCAUAGUCCUGAUAAGUGUUCUGGGGUUUUAGUGGAGGCUUUCUUCUGGCGCCAAGAGUGACUUAUGAUGACUAUAGAGAGAAGGAAAGACAUGUGAUGCAUGUGAUGAAAGUCAUCUUCAGUUGUAGAGUGGGGGAAGAGAAGCUAAUAGGCUUGAAUGGAAUGAUGGGAGAAGAGAAAUGGGAUGUUUUCUUGGCUGUGACAUUUGUCAGCUGUUCUAUAAUCCCACACUGAGGCUAAAGCUUGAGACUGAGCUUUAGACACUUCAGCUUAAUCUUAUUUCAGCUUUAGCUUGGAGACCACACCAAGAAUAUCCCCUGAUCCAUUCUCAGAAGGAACCAAAAGGUUAGUUCUAGGUAAAUAGUCUAGACUGAACUACUUUUUUCUGAGGUUGUUUCAGAUUUCAGCUCAAAAUGUAGUGGGGAAACCAUUCUAACAAUUAAAAUUACCCCAAAAUAGAAUAGAUUGCCUCAUGAUGUAGUAGGUGGAAAUAUUCAAGUAGGUCAAUGAUCAAAUAUUUGUCAUGAAUUUUUCAGUUGGAAAUUCUGUCCAAGUAGAAGAAUCCCAGCAAGCUCAGAGUGCUAUAGAAGGUCAUAGAUUUCUCCAGACCAAUCAUGACCUGGGAUUGGGGGUGAUUUCUCAGGUCCCAACUCAUUCCUUCCUCCUCCAAUCCCAAUAAUGAUACAGGGCAGAAAUGUCAAUCAAUUCUCAGCUAUUGAUAGAUCUAGAAAGCUUCUGCCAUCCUCUGCCUCAUACCCCAAUAGCAUAGGAUUAUGGAGCAUCUUUCCUGUGAUCUUCUUCCAAUUCUGAAAUUAAGAGCCCUUAGCCAAAAUCCCAUCAUCACCAUUCUCAUUUUUAUCUAUUUUUUCUAAUAUGAGGUCAAAUCAAAAUGCUCCAUGGAGAGUAGUGAAGAGUGUGUGUGUGUGUGUGUGUGUGUGUGUG
Antechinus flavipes (yellow-footed antechinus) is the source of this 3730-nucleotide messenger RNA. RefSeq names its product adhesion G protein-coupled receptor G1 (gene ADGRG1). The transcript has 15 exons. Gene Ontology annotation, biological process: cell surface receptor signaling pathway; adenylate cyclase-activating G protein-coupled receptor signaling pathway. Lineage: Eukaryota; Metazoa; Chordata; Mammalia; Dasyuromorphia; Dasyuridae. Gene Ontology annotation, molecular function: G protein-coupled receptor activity; heparin binding. Bases 243 to 2636 code for a protein of 797 amino acids. Gene Ontology annotation, cellular component: membrane. The record is from RefSeq and is a predicted model, not a curated record.